Molecule: messenger RNA, 1944 nt
Organism: Eublepharis macularius
Lineage: Eukaryota; Metazoa; Chordata; Lepidosauria; Squamata; Eublepharidae
Gene: YBX2
Product: Y-box binding protein 2
Exons: 10
Coding region: 425-1579 (384 amino acids)
Biological process (GO): regulation of gene expression
Cellular component (GO): nucleus
Molecular function (GO): nucleic acid binding
Source: RefSeq, a predicted model, not a curated record
CCAGAAGCCGCGCGCUCAGCCAAAGGUUCCCCCAGUCUCGGCUACGUCUCCCGCUCGGCGUCCAGCGAGGAGAAAAGGAGGCGCCCGUCAAUCAAAGCGCUGGAAACUAACGGCGCUGCGCAAAGGCGCUCACCUUUCCGGCCCCACGUGGGCCGCGGGCGCCUCCGAGCGCACCUGAGCGGCGCGGGCGGCCAAUGGGCGCGCAGGGCGCGGCGCGCGUGGGCGUGGUCGGGCGAGGGGCGCCCAUAUAAGCGAAGGUAGCGGCCAGUAGGCCGGGGUGAGCGUUGAUUGGUUGGGGGGCGCGCGGGCGGCGGCCGUUGCUGAUUGGGCGUUGGCGCCGCGAGGAGCGAGGGUGUGUCCAGGGGCGCGAGGCACCAACGGCCGGAGGCGGCGGCGGCGAAGAGCCGGGCGGGAGGCGGCGGCGAUGCUGAGCGAAGCGGAGAGUGGUGGCGGGGCCGUCAGCGGCACCGCGGAGAGCCCCGUGGGCGAGCCCGCGGCAGGGGUGGCCAAGCCCGCCCAGCCGGCGGCACCUGCGGGCAGCGCCGUGGCUCGGAGCCAGGCGGCCAAGCGCGUCCUCGCCACCCAGGUGCAGGGCACAGUGAAAUGGUUCAACGUUCGUAAUGGCUAUGGAUUUAUAAACAGGAAUGAUACCAAGGAGGAUGUGUUUGUGCACCAGACGGCUAUCAAGAGGAACAACCCCCGUAAAUUUCUCCGCAGUGUUGGAGAUGGAGAAACCGUGGAGUUUGAUGUUGUGGAAGGAGAAAAGGGUGCUGAGGCAGCCAAUGUAACAGGCCCUGGUGGUGUUCCUGUGAAGGGCAGCCGCUAUGCUCCCAAUCGCCGUCGCUUCCGCAGAUUCAUCCCCAGGCCCCGGCAGGCCCAGCAGUCCCAGGAUGCCACCCGGACAGACGGGGCCAGUGAGACAGUCAGUGAGGGGGAAAGAGCAGAUGAUGCAGUACAGCAGCGUCCCCGGAGGAGACGUCCCCCACCCUUUUUUUUCCGCCGGCGAUUUGUGCGGGGGCCUCGGGCUCAGGCCCAGCAGCAACAGGCCCAGCCUGCAGAAGGUACUGAAAGUACAGAACCAAAAGAUGCCACCCAGCCUGAGGGAGACCCACAACAGCAGAUCCAAGCUGGCGAGAGAGCCCCGGCCCCUCGCUUCCGUCCUAGAUACCGCAGGCCUUUCCGCCCCCGCCCACCACAACAGCCCACCACUGAGGGAGGAGAUGGUGAGACAAAAGCAGCACAAGCCCCAGCAGACGGCAUCCGCCCUGAGCCCCAGCGCCAACGCAAUCGGCCUUACUUCCAGCGCAGGCGCCAGCAAACAGGUGCAGCUCGCCAGGCAGCAACUGAGGCUACCACGGCUGUUAAAGAGCAACCUGCUCCAAGCUCUGCUGCUGCUGGCGGAGACACCCCUGCCACUAGCACUCCUGCUAUGGCUCAAGAAGCAGUGGUGGAAGCCAGCAAGCCUGCUUCCCCAGCCCAGGAGACUCCCUCCCAGUCGCUGCCAGAGAUCCAGCAACAGCUAGUGGAUACUUCGACACCUGAGCCUGGGGGAGAGCUUGCCCCAGCCCUACUGGCAUGAUGAAUCUGCACACGGUGAGGGGAUGCCAAGAGCUGUGAUCUGGUGUCCACAAUGUGCCUGCAACCCGAGUUACCUCAUCCUGCACUUGAAGAGAGACCCCAAACUCCACCAGUCCCCUUUGCUGCUGUUGAAGCCCUGAAUGUAAAAAAUUAAACCUAAGGAACAUGAGGGGGAAACCUGACCAAAAAAAACCUUGCUUUCAUUUAAAAACCUUCUGGGGGGUUUGUCUUCCCCCCUCCAAAGCUUUGCCAGUUCGAAAAGAAACUGGCUGUUGAAUCUUCAGUUAAUUUUUUCUCCCCCCCAUUUUUGAAGACCACCCUGUGUGAACUAUUGUGUGCAGUUUGGGCGUCAGUAAAAAAAAAAUU